AUUGAAGUAAAUAUAAGAGAAAGGAGGGACAAAUAUUAAGGAGAGGAGGUUACAAACAGCACCGUGUCUGGUCUUUUCCGAUAAGCUCGUUCAUUGUUCCAAUGGCGAGGACAAUCAACUUCAACUUCAACUACAAUCCUUCUCCUUCUUAAUAACUCUUUUACUUGUUUCUCUCUACCUGUCACAAAUCACACAAUUCUUGGUUUUUUUUUCUUUCUUCAUUUUCUUUCUAUUUCUCACCCACCAAACUACCAGCCCUAGAACAAACAUUUUUGUUUUGUGUUGUGUACAUCACUUUCUUUCUCUCUCUAAGCAUAGUUUACAUGUUCAAGAAACAAAAAAAAAAUCUGUAAGCUGUAAUCAAACUCAAAAAAAUAUGUUAAGUUGAUUUGAGGUAUUGUGUUGAAGUUUCAAAGAAAGAGACAACAAAAACAAAAAGAAAAAACAAUAAUUUUAUGAUCUUAUUUUGCAUUUCAAGGUACCAUUUUACACACUCAAACAAGGAAAGACCAUCUCAACAAUUCAUGAAAAUCAGCAGCAAAGAAUAAGGAAGAGAAGAGGUUUUGCUUUUGAAAGGGUUUUGUUCUGCAAAACUGCAUAAAGCUAAAGAAGGGCCUCCUGACUUGGACCGUGAUAUAUCAGAGAGUAAAAAAGGCCUUUUUAUCACUACACAGCCAAAACAGUCUCUGAAUUUUCAUCAUCAUCAAUGCAAAGGACAUAUACCUAGCUAACCCCACACACAAACACACACUCUCUCUCUCUCUCUCUCUCUCUCUGCACUGCACAACCAGAGAGAAAUUUAAGUUAAGAUUGAGAUAAAUAAUAAAGUGAAGUUAGACCAAGUUGGUUUGUUUUUGCAAAGGCAUGAUUGUGGUAUGGAGGAGGAUGAGAUUCAAGCCCAACAUAAAUUCCCAAGAGUUGAAAAUGAGGAAGAAAAUCAUGGAAGAGAUAUCAUUAGAAGAGGUGGAGGAGGAUGUGAUGGAAGUGCAAAUCUUAACAGGUUCAAUAAUUGGCAUCAUUCUUCAAGAAUUAUAAGGGUUUCAAGAGCUUCUGGUGGAAAAGAUAGGCAUAGUAAAGUAAUGACUUCAAAGGGUUUAAGAGAUAGAAGGGUUAGGCUUUCUGUUACAACAGCUAUUCAGUUUUAUGAUCUUCAAGAUAGACUUGGUUAUGACCAACCAAGUAAAGCUGUUGAAUGGUUGAUAAAAUCAGCUUCUGAUGCUAUUUCAGAACUACCUUCACUCAACAACUCAUUAUUCUCUGGUGAUACACCUAAUAAUAAUAAUAAUAAUAAUAAUAAUAAUAAUAAUAGUAAUAAUCAGCCAAGUGAACAAGGUGUUGAUUCAGUUCAUGAUUCUGAAAUGGUUGUUGAGAAUGGUGAAAACAAUUAUCAAAGUCAGAAUCUUUCUUUGUCUAAAUCUGGUUGUAGUAGCACUUCUGAGACAAGUAAAGGUUCUGGUUUGUCUCUUUCAAGAUCUGAUGUUCGUGUGAGCCGUGUCAAAGCUAGAGAAAGAGCAAGAGAAAGAACUGCUAAGGAGAAGGACAAAGAGAUUAAUCAUGAAUCUCACAAUACUCAUCAACAGCAUCACAACAAUGUGACCUCUUCCAUUUCUCAAACAGCUUCAUUCACUGAACUACUUACUUGUGGAAUCAACAAUACUGUUACUACCACAAAUAGUCCAAGAGGGUCAGCUGAAGAACCUAGUUUUUUCAACAAAGCUAGACAGCAACAGCAGCAGCAGCAGCAAUGGAAUUCUUCAGCACCAAUGGAUCAUUACUUUAGUCAAGUAUUUCCAGGAUCUUCAUCAUCAAGGGCACAUCAUCAUCAUCAUCUAUUAGGACAUUCACUUCAUGAUCAUCAAUCAAUGACAAUGUCUAAUUCAGUUUCACCAUUCAGUACUAGUGGUGAGAAUCAUUCUCAAGAUCAGCAUCAGCAUCAUUUGCAGCAUCCAUUUUCAUUCAUACCAGAUCAUAUGAUGCAAAAUGUGGUUACUUCUUCUUCUACUCAACCAAGCGGGAACAACAAUGAUUAUAAUCUGAAUUUCACAAUCUCUUCGGGCCUUGCUGGUUAUAAUAGGGGGACCCUUCAGUCCAAUUCACCGUCUCUUUUGUCUCAUCUUCAAAGGUUUGCAGUUUCACCUUUAGAUGGAUCCAACAAUCUACCUUUUUUCAUGGGAGGAGGUGGAGGAGGUGCUUCUGCUUCUUCUUCUCCUGCUUCAGCUUCACCUUCAGCUGCUCCUACAAUGGAGAAUAAUCAUCAUCACCAUCACCAGAUUCAACACCAUCUGAUUUCAUCUGUUUUUGAUGGUAGCAGCUUGCAGCUCUAUUCAGAUCAGAAAGGGAAACCCAAAAACUGAAGAGUUUCACUUUUCCUCCAUUUUCUUCUAGCAGGACUUUCGAAAAAUGGAGUACUAGCAGCAAGAUGUGUUCCAAUUCAAGCUUGCCUUCACCAAAGCAGUUGAGAUAUAUAUGCUAGCUGUUGGCAUCAAGUGUUGGUUGGGAUCAUUUUCAAGUCAUUCAAUUUGAUUCAGUAUUUUUGGAUACAAUUAAAUAUAUUUAUUUAUUUAUGUAUGUGUGCAAAGAUCAUUGUGUUUUGGAGAAAUGUAAAAGCUACUUAAUUUGACAUCUGAAUUUACUUUUUCCCUCAUUUUUAAA
Medicago truncatula (barrel medic) is the source of this 2652-nucleotide messenger RNA. RefSeq names its product transcription factor TCP2. Gene Ontology annotation, cellular component: nucleus. Bases 876 to 2354 code for a protein of 492 amino acids. The record is from RefSeq and is a predicted model, not a curated record. Lineage: Eukaryota; Viridiplantae; Streptophyta; Magnoliopsida; Fabales; Fabaceae. The transcript is spliced from 3 exons. Gene Ontology annotation, molecular function: DNA-binding transcription factor activity; sequence-specific DNA binding. Gene Ontology annotation, biological process: regulation of secondary shoot formation.